Trichosurus vulpecula (common brushtail) is the source of this 2455-nucleotide messenger RNA. Its product is annotated as zinc finger protein 850-like. The coding region runs from base 210 to 2249 and encodes 679 amino acids. NCBI's taxonomy places the organism in Eukaryota, Metazoa, Chordata, Mammalia, Diprotodontia, Phalangeridae. Gene Ontology annotation, molecular function: DNA-binding transcription repressor activity, RNA polymerase II-specific. The transcript is spliced from 3 exons. Gene Ontology annotation, biological process: negative regulation of transcription by RNA polymerase II. The record is from RefSeq and is a predicted model, not a curated record.
AGGCCUGGCGCUGUCCGCUUUGUCCAGCUCCGGGCUGGCUGGGGACUGUCCCAAGGAGACGACCCAACCACAGGCCAUUUCUAAAGACCCAAAGACUCAGAGGGAUAUUCUCCAAGGCCCUACACUUGGAAAAGCCUGUAGUGAGAACACAGUGCUGGGACAGGAUUGAAAGUCUCAACUACUCAGAGGGAACCCAUUGCCUAGGACUCAUGUCCAGCCCUUGCCAGGACACCCCAGCUGGGGAGAGAGAGGAAUUUGGGAGAAGCUCAAACCUUGUUAACCAGAAGAAGGUACCUGUAGGAGAGGGGCCCCAGCCCAUGGUACCAUGUGAGAACUCCAUGCUAAGUCCACAUCCAGUGGAGCAUGAGGUAACUGGUGUAAAGAAAACUGCCUGUAAGCAUGAGGAGUGUGGAAAAGACUUGAAGCUGCCCUCAGCCCUCAUCCAAUCCCAGAGAGUUCACACUGGAGAGAAGCCCUAUACAUGUGGUCAGUGUCAGAAAGUGUUCAGGUGUAGGUCAAAUCUCAUCGAACACCAGAGAAUUCACACUGGAGAGAAGCCCUAUGAAUGUAAUGAAUGUGGGAAAGUUUUCAUUCAGAAUUCAACUCUUAUGUUGCACCAGAGAACUCACACUGGAGAGAAGCCCUAUACAUGCAGAGAAUGUGGCAAAGCCUUCAGGGGGAGCUCAGACUUGAGAAAACACCAGAGGAUUCACACUGGAGAGAAGCCCUAUGAAUGUAGUGAAUGUGGGAAGACCUUCAGGUGGAGCUCCCCCCUUAUCAGACAUCAGCGAACACACAGCGGAGAAAGGCCUUAUCAGUGCAGUGAGUGUGGCAAAGCCUUUGGCCAGAGCUCAUCCCUCAUUGAGCACCACAAGGUCCACACUGGUGAGAAACCCUAUGAGUGUUCUGAGUGUGGGAAGGCCUUCAAGGGGAGCUCAGACCUGAGCCAACACCGGAGGGUUCACACUGGUGAGAAGCCCUAUGAGUGUGAAGAAUGUGGGAGAGCCUUCAUGUGGAAGACAGCCCUCAUCACUCACCAGAGAAGCCACAGUGGGGAGAAGCCUUAUGAGUGCCCUGAAUGUGGGAAGGCUUUUGUCCAAAGCUCACAGCUAACCCAGCACCAGAGAAUUCACACUGGGGAGAAGCUGUAUGAAUGCAGUGUCUGUGGAAAAGCCUUCAGUGUGAGCUCCUACCUUAUUGAGCAUCAGAGGAUUCACACUGGAGAGAAGCCCUAUGAAUGCAGUGUCUGUGGGAAAGCCUUCAUCCAAAGAUCACACUUGACCCAACACCAGAGGAUUCACACUGGAGAGAAGCCUUAUGAAUGUAAUGAAUGUGGGAAAGCCUUUAGUGUGAGCUCCUACCUUAUUGAGCAUCAGAGGACUCACACUGGAGAGAAGUCCUAUGAAUGCAGUGUCUGUGGGAAAGCCUUUUGCUAUAGCUCCUACCUUAUUCUGCACCAGAAACUUCAUACCAGCGACCCUGCUGGUGAGAAGCCCUAUGAGUGUGGUGAGUGUGGGAAAGCCUUCAUGCAGAAUUCAGCUCUUACCCUGCACCAGAGAGUUCACACUGGAGAGAAGCCUUACAAAUGCCAAGAGUGUGGCAAAGCCUUCAGGUGGAGCUCAGACCUCAGAAAACACCAGAGGAUUCACAGCGGAGAGAAGCCCUAUCAGUGCAGAGAGUGUGGCAAAGCUUUUGGGCGGAGCUCAUCCCUCAUUGAGCACCACAAGGUCCACACUGGUGAGAAGCCCUAUGAGUGUACUGAGUGUGGAAAGGCCUUCAAGGGGAGCUCAGACCUGAGCCAACACCGGAGGGUUCACACUGGUGAGAAGCCCUAUGAGUGUGAAGAAUGUGGGAGAGCCUUCAUGUGGAAGACAGCACUCAUCACUCACCAGAGAAGCCACAGUGGGGAGAAGCCUUAUGAGUGCCCUGAAUGUGGGAAGGCUUUUGUCCAGAGCUCACACCUCACUCAGCACCAGAGAAUUCACACUGGGGAGAAGCUGUAUGAAUGCAGUGUCUGUGGAAAAGCCUUCAGCGUGAGCUCCUACCUCAUUGAACACCAGAGGACUCACACUGGAGAGAAGCCCUAUGAAUGCAGUGUCUGUGGGAAAGCCUUCAUCCAAAGAUCACACUUGACCCAACACCAGAGGAUUCACACUGGAGAGAAGCCUUAUGAAUGCAAUCAUUGUGGGAAAGCCUUCCGCUAUAGCUCAGACCUGAUCCAGCAUCACAAGCUUCAUACUAGAGAAUAGUUGGCAGAGUAUCAUUGUCUCACUGAAAGCUAGUCUCAUGUCUCCAGUCUCCCCCUCCCCACUGCCUCUUUGUCUUCUUUUCCAAACAUAGCCGGAUCUCCCCAAUCUGAGAGAGCAAAGGUUCAGACUUGUUACUACCUCAAGCUCUACUCCUCCUUCCCUCUCUCCCUCCCUCCUUCCUCCCUCUUUGUUCCUCCCCUCCCCCC